Messenger RNA from Bufo gargarizans (Asiatic toad), 4036 nucleotides. RefSeq names its product solute carrier family 13 member 5-like. The transcript has 13 exons. Gene Ontology annotation, cellular component: membrane. The coding region runs from base 459 to 2273 and encodes 604 amino acids. NCBI's taxonomy places the organism in Eukaryota, Metazoa, Chordata, Amphibia, Anura, Bufonidae. The record is from RefSeq and is a predicted model, not a curated record. Gene Ontology annotation, molecular function: sodium:dicarboxylate symporter activity; succinate transmembrane transporter activity; citrate transmembrane transporter activity. Gene Ontology annotation, biological process: monoatomic anion transmembrane transport; citrate transport.
GUGAAGCUUUAAAGCCCCAUCAUCAUGCAUGUAUUAUCUGUACUGGCUCAGGAAUGUCCCCACAGUCGUCUUAUGCCAUUAGGCAGAAUGCUGAUCUAAGCACAGGGCAUACAUCAACAUUUAUAUGUACCCAGCCAAUGAAGUCUAUGGAACCUAACCUCUCAUUUAUCUUUUGCAGUUGUGAUACAAGCUGUUUGACAGGAGGGCUCCCUCCACCCAUCAUUUUGUAUAGUGAGGUUGGACUGUGACCUUGCCGUGGAAAUGCAGCUCAACAGAAGAUAUUUCAAAACACACCUUGAUUACCUCCCACUACCUAACUCUGCACUGUAUGAAUGUGAAGAGUCCUAAGGCAGUCACAUCUUCAGAGCGCUUCAAGGACACUACACCUCUGGGGCUGGUUGGGAGCCAAGAGAGAACUAGGAUUCACAAAUACUUUACUGCUACAUCUGCUUCUCCAUAUGAUGGCACCAUGUGUGAAGCAUCUUCUGAACUGCAAGCGGUUUUUCAUUCUUUUGGUAACUCCCCUGUUGUUGUUACCACUACCCCUUGUUAUCCGUACAAAGGAAGCCAGUUGUGCCUACUCAAUAAUCCUCAUGGCUGUGUACUGGUGUACUGAGGUCAUACCCCUUUCGGUCACUGCUCUGCUGCCGGUCCUGUUGUUCCCAAUGUUUGGCAUUCUGGAGUCAAAGCAGGUUUGCAUGCAGUACCUGACGGACACUAACAUGUUGUUUGUUGGAGGCCUAAUCGUAGCAGUGGCUGUGGAGCACUGGAACCUACAUAAGAGAAUUGCAUUGAAGGUUCUGCUCAUUGUUGGAGUUAGACCUCCCUUAUUAAUGUUGGGGUUCAUGGGAGUCACCGCCUUUCUGUCUAUGUGGAUUAGCAAUACAGCAACCACAGCCAUGAUGGUCCCUAUUGUUCAAGCAGUUUUAAGUCAGCUUAAUAAUACCAAGCAGGACCCUUCCAUUUUGGAUCCAGACGGACAAACAAAUUCAGAAAUGCAACUAGAUGAGAAGAAUACCAUCCCCAUGACCAAUGUGCAAGGCCAAUCUGAUUUUAUGGAUAAAAAGAAUAUCAUCCCCUUGACUGAUGUGCAUGUUGUGGCCAAUGGACAUACACAAGACAUUUCCUUAGAAGCUAAAGAAAAAAAAGAGAAGAAAUUAAUGAACAAGGGCAUGAUGCUGUGUGUAUGCUAUGCAGCCAGUAUUGGAGGGACAGCCACAUUAACAGGAACUGGGCCAAACCUUGUGCUGAAAGGACAGUUUAGCUCCAUAUUUCCGGACAAUGGAGAUAUUCUUAAUUUUGCAUCUUGGUUUGGAUUUGCCUUUCCCAACAUGAUAGUGAUGUUGUCUAUAGCUUGGCUCUGGCUCCAGUUCUCAUUCAUGGGAAUGAACUUUAAGAAGACAUGGGGCUGUGGCACCACCAGGUCAGAGAAGGAACGCGCAGCUUAUAACGUGAUCCGGGAAGAAUACCGCAAGCUGGGUCCUAUAUCCUUUGCAGAGUCUAAUGUCCUUCUGCUCUUUACUCUUCUGGUCAUCCUCUGGUUUACAAGAGAUCCAGGCUUUGUGAAAGGUUGGGCUACUGUGCUCUUCAAUAAAGGCAACAUUGAGUAUGUAACAGAUGCCACGGUUGCAAUCUUUAUAGCUGUCCUUCUUUUUAUUCUACCAGCAAAAAGACCCAAGUUUUCAUGUCACAAACAAAACAGCUUUGAUCUUGAAGAUCCAGAAGAAGAGAAUGAGUCAUUUAUGUCUGCACCACUACUGACAUGGAAAGUGGUUCAUAAGAAGAUGCCCUGGAGUAUUGUACUUCUUCUAGGUGGAGGCUUUGCCUUGGCCAAAGGGAGUGAUGCCUCAGGACUGUCAUCUUGGCUGGGUGAACAGAUGACGUUUUUGCAUAGCAUUCCAGCAUGGGCCAUUGCCAUCAUCUUGUCUUUGUUGAUUGCCGUAUUUACCGAAUGUGCCAGCAAUGUUGCCACAGCAACCCUCUUUCUCCCAAUUCUUGCCUCCAUGGCAAAAUCAAUCAUGGUAAACCCACUAUACAUCAUGAUCCCUUGCACUCUCAGCACUUCCUUUGCUUUUAUGUUACCUGUGGCCACACCACCAAAUGCCAUUGUCUUCUCAUAUGGACAUCUUCGUGUGUUGGAUAUGGUGAAAACUGGCAUCAUGAUGAAUGUCAUUGGUGUCGUAUGCACCACCAUAGCUAUCAACAGCUGGGGCCGACCCAUGUUUCAUUUGGAUACUUUCCCAAUCUGGGCCAACAGUACAGAUGGAAAUUGAUGAAUAUUCAUUUUAAAUGAAGUCACAGACAAGCCCACAAGACUCAUGAAGAACAAUGAAAACUUGCGAAUGAAAUGUCGGUCAUGGAUACAUUAAUCAUAAACCCCUUACCAAAUCAAGAGCAGACGCGACUGAUCAAAGGAGAUUACAUAAACUGACUUCAGUGUCGGACAUUUAACAACACAAAUGUCCCUUUUUGUGAAUACUUAUUUUACACAAGUUGUUGUUAAUUAUUUAGGUUUCCCCUGUAUGGUGAUUAGUAUUAGAAUUUACUGUAAUAGUGAAGUCAUAUGGACCUGUCAGUGGCUUAUAAUAGGGAUGAGCAAACGUGUACUUUCAAGUUCGGUGUACGGGUUCGGGUUAUCUAAGAAUCCCGUUAUGGAUUCGGCUACCACAGACCAUAACGGAAUUUUAUGAUGGCAUGCACCACAGAAGCAUCCUGUAUUGCUGGCCAUAGACUUUUAUUAUGAAGGAUGCAAUACGGAAUGCCUCUUAUAGGCUUCCGUGGUGCAUGCCAUCAUAGAAUUCCCUUAUGGUCUGUGGUAGCGGAAUCCAUAACAGGAUUCUUAGAUAACCCAAACCUGUACACCGAUCUCGAAAAUACAAGUUCGCUCAUCCCUAGCUUACAACAAAGGCAACCAACGUAUCGGCUAGUUGGUCAUCUGUUGUUAUCUGUCUUAUUUUAAUGAGUGUGGGAUUUAGUUGUCUUAUAGUUGUAGCCCAUUUUGCGAGACUCUCACACGUGGCAAUGCCCCUUCUGUGAAAGGUGGAGCAUAGACAACUGGAUAAUUUUGUGGAAAUCAGUUCUUCUCCAUCUGAUAUUUACUGCCCAGUUUAAUGGGUCUGAAGUAUCCAGUUAUGUAUAUAUACUGUAGAUGUAAAUUAGCACUCUCUUAGUAUUAUUCUCCAGUAUUUAAUACAGACUUCAGAUGACUAUUAAUAUGACCAUGAACAGUGUGUUGUUUUUUUUAUUUUAAGAAAAUUCUACAGUUAAUUUAGUAAAAUUGUAUAAACUAUCUAUACAGUGUUCAGAGACAAAUGAGUUUCUGCUUUUUUAGAUGUUUCCAUACUUGGUCAUAACUGUUCUUUAAAGUAAGUGCAGCACAGUACCAGUACUCACUAUAGUGAGCAAUCAUUUUAGUUUCACAUAUGUUUAAUUAAUAGUAAUCUUGUAGAAAGGAACUCACCUGCUCCCUACUGCUCCUUUCGAUCACCGAGCGUCUAGUCUGGCUACUUCUGGCCACAAGGUCAGAAGUAGGGAUGAUGUUUCCCCAAGCAGCAUGUGAUCCCAUCCAGAGGUUUGCAUACCAGGGACCAGAAAGAAGCCACACCAGACCCUCAGUGCAGAAACGGAGAAGAGGUUACAUUAGUUACAGUGAUGUUCAUGGUCUGGAACGCCAAGUGAUCUCCAUCCCUGUAGAGCCCAUGCACCGAACAAACUCACUUGAAACUACAGGGCAAGUACAUUAUGUCUUCACUGCCUGGCCCUGUCAGUCACUGGUUGGGGGCAUGACAUGAAUGGCAGUGAGCAGAGCCUCUAGGAGCAACAAGGUGCAAAGGCACAGUCGUCUUUGCUCCUAGGAGCUCAUUUGCAUAUUAUAAAACAUUAAUCUUCUCAAAAAUGCAGGCGCCCAAAAAUAUGGGAUCCAGACCAUGAUCUUCAACUGUCAAUUGCACAUGUCUCAGUUGAGACAGUUUUAUUGUGAUGUAUCUGAUGAUCUAUGUCUGUUCUAUGCUGAAAGAAUAAAUGAACUACCAAAUGA